UUUGAACUACAGCCAUUAGUCAGUAGUAGAAGGCUCGUCGGGUGACUGGAGUGACGUUAUGCUAGCUAAUUGCUAACUAUCUGGAUUUCAUCAGAAUUCACGGGAAAAUGUCAUCGUUUUGGGCAUGCUAGUCAGCUGCGAGUCGCAAUUACCUAUGUUUCGUGUAAUUACCUGGCGGCCCGUCAUAGAGUUGACUGCAGGCGGGAACUUGUUGGAUGAUUCUCCUGACUUAGCGCCUGAAGGGCCCUCAAUCCGCGGUGCUCGGGUGACCGACAACAGGGGAUCGCCGCCUUUUGAGAGCGAGAGAGCUUCCUGGUUUUACUGAUAACCAGCGACUUGGUGCACCAAAAGCCUCCUCUGAACAUGCCCCGCACAAGACCCCCUCCUCGAUGGCGGAACUGUCCCAGAAGAGGACAACCUGUAGCAGGUAAAUUCCUGCCAAUGAAAACAAUGCUGGGUCCCAGAUAUGAUGAUCAAGUUCAAGAGGAGAACAGGUUUCACCCGAGCAUGCUGUUUGACUAUUUAAAAAGUCUAAAAGUGAAAAUGGGUUUGCUGGUGGAUUUGACGAAUACCACACGUUUCUAUGACCGGAAUGAUAUUGAAAAAGACGGCAUAAAAUACGUGAAGCUACCGUGUAAAGGCCACGGGGAAUGCCCUUCAAAAGAUGUGACUGCAAAGUUCAUCAGGCUCUGUGAACACUUCAUCGAGAAGAAUCCUGAAGAAUUGAUAGGAGUUCAUUGCACGCACGGCUUCAACCGCACGGGCUUUCUGAUGUGUGCUUACCUGGUGGAGAAGAUGGACUGGAGCAUCGAAGCAGCUGUGGCUGCCUUCACCCAGGCCCGGGCCCCGGGGAUCUACAAGGGCGAGUACCUCAAAGAGCUUUUCCGUCGCUAUGGCAACAAGGACGACGCGCCCCCCGCUCCCGAGCUCCCCGCGUGGUGCUUCGACGAUGACAACUACGUUGGCCAGGAGUCGGGCCCCAGGUCCUCCGGGUCAGUGGCCCGCAAACAAAAGAAAAAGAAGCUAAAACAGGAUGAAGUAUUCCUGGAGGGCAUCACGGUGAAAGGCGUCUAUAAAAAUAAAAGGCACAUAUUUUUUGAGUGAUAGCUGGCUGAGGAUUUAUGUGAACGGGGAGAAUAUUAUUUUGUAAAAUUCCUAAUUGUUAAAACAUUUGUAAAGUGCUUGACACAAUGAUAUGUUACUCAUUGUAAUCUUACAACUUGGCAUCACAUUUUAACAAUGACAUGAACUUUGCAUGAGCUGCUUAAUUUGAUAUUAUUGUUUUUUCACAGUAAAUUUUGAAACAUGAAUGAUAUAGUAUAGUGUUUGUUGUAUAAAAUGGGGCACAGAUGGCUUCAGAACUGCAUUAAAGCUUUUUACAGACAUGAUCUAAUGUAUUAUCACAUAUUGAAAGAAUGUUACAUUUGUUUAAUAGGUGCAACUGUAUAACUUACCAACAGACAUUGUAACACAGAAUACAUAUUCAGUAAUAAGUUGGAAAACUGACUUUAUAUUUAUUUAUUUUUAACAUAAGCAGUUUUUUUACAAACCAAACUGCAUACAUAUUGUAUUGUAAAACAUUUGAGUGACAAAGGAUGAUAUGUCUUGGGAGUAUAUUAUACAUUUAUGAAUGGGCAAACAAUUAAAUCACAACAAUAGAGUACUGCUAGGAUUUAACAUAAUAGUUGGCAUAACAGUAGCCUACAUGUUAAAAAGGAUGACGGAUAAAUGUGUCAAGGUAUUAAUAGAUUUAUGCUUUAUGACAACAACUUGAAAUAUUGGAAAGUGGUCAAAUAAAUAAAUCUUCCGAGUACAGUUUACAAAUGCA
This is a messenger RNA of Gasterosteus aculeatus aculeatus (three-spined stickleback), 1828 nucleotides long. RefSeq names its product mRNA-capping enzyme. The record is from RefSeq and is a predicted model, not a curated record. NCBI's taxonomy places the organism in Eukaryota, Metazoa, Chordata, Actinopteri, Perciformes, Gasterosteidae. Gene Ontology annotation, molecular function: mRNA guanylyltransferase activity. Gene Ontology annotation, biological process: protein dephosphorylation; 7-methylguanosine mRNA capping.